Egretta garzetta (little egret) is the source of this 4005-nucleotide messenger RNA. RefSeq names its product cadherin 22 (gene CDH22). Gene Ontology annotation, molecular function: cadherin binding; calcium ion binding. Gene Ontology annotation, biological process: calcium-dependent cell-cell adhesion; homophilic cell-cell adhesion; cell morphogenesis. The transcript is spliced from 15 exons. The record is from RefSeq and is a predicted model, not a curated record. NCBI's taxonomy places the organism in Eukaryota, Metazoa, Chordata, Aves, Pelecaniformes, Ardeidae. Bases 713 to 3130 code for a protein of 805 amino acids. Gene Ontology annotation, cellular component: plasma membrane; adherens junction; catenin complex.
UCCCGGGGAUGCCGCCGGCUUCCCUGCGCCUCCCUGCAUGAGCCAGCAGAGGAUGGAAGUGACCGGCAUCAGCUGGGCAAAGGACCCUUCGCCAGGUGCUGGGAUGUCCCCCCCGUGCAGACUGGAGUUACAAAUGGGCUUGUGACCUGAGUGUGCGGCACAUGUGCCUGCGCUGCCAGACCCCUCGUGCAGUAGUCCGGGGCCACCGCAGGACAGGCGGACGUUGGCCACAGCAGCUCAUCCUGUGAAACCGUAUGUGGAAAAGCUUCCCACUGCUUCCUGUGAAUGACGACCGUGGGUGCCCGUGCCCCGCGCACCACUGCGGAGCUCCUUGCUUGCUGGCGGGGUGGGCAGCAGGCUGUGAGAGACCGGCAGCAGCUGAGCACGGAGCCGUGCAGCUCUGUCCCCAGGGACAGAUGCCAGCUGCCAGACUCUUCUCUGGAGACCCAGGAGCAGCCUGCGAGGCACCAGCACUGACCGCUCCCGUGCUAGCAGCGGGCGCACCAGGGCGCCUGUUGUCACAGAUGUGACUCCAGCCUGCUGGGACAGGAGUGUUCCAGCUGUGGGACACGGCAUGCAGCAGGGAUGGGAAUGCUCUGUGCUGACCGGUGAGCCCCACGCCGCUAGUAUGGACUCUCCUCCUCCUCCUCUUCCCUAAAGGAUGCUAGUUGCCCAUCCAGAAGUCACUGCUCAUGCAGCCCCCUAGAGUGCAAUGGCAAAGGGUCUGCAGGGCUUCUCGUGGACCAUGCUGCUGCUGUUCUGCGCCAUCCAGGAGCUGGGGGCCUGGGCCAUGCGCACUGCGGUGGAGGGCCCUGGCCUAGGGCAGCCCGGGGACCCUGCACUGCUGGCCACCGGGCGAGUGAAGCGUGGCUGGGUCUGGAAUCAGUUCUUCGUGGUGGAGGAGUACACGGGCACGGAGCCGCUGUACGUGGGGAAGAUCCACUCGGACUCGGAUGAGGGGGACGGCUCCAUCAAGUACACUAUCUCCGGGGAGGGUGCAGGGACUAUCUUCCUCAUCGAUGAGAUCACAGGUGACAUCCAUGCCACUGAGCGCCUGGACCGGGAGCAGAAAACCUUCUACACGCUGCGGGCUCAGGCCCGUGACCGCAGGGCAGGGCGUUUGUGCUCCCCUGAGAGACAGUUUCUAUGCGAAAUUGGAGAUCAGAGGGAGAAAGAAACACGGUUUCUUCAGGGACCUGGUGUCAACCCGGUCCCCGAGAUGAGUGCUGCAGGCACCUCUGUGAUGCAGGUAAUGGCAUCCGAUGCCGAUGACCCCACGUAUGGGAGCAGUGCCCGGGUAGUCUACAGUGUGCUGGAGGGCGAGCAGCACUUUACUGUGGACAGCAAAACAGGUGUGAUCCGGACAGCGGUGGCUGACCUGGACCGCGAGACGCAGGACCGGUAUGAGGUGGUGAUCCGCGCAACGGACAUGGCAGGACAGCUGGGUGGCCUGUCUGGAUCCACCACAGUCACCAUCGUCGUCACUGAUGUCAACGACAACCCACCACGCUUCCCUCAGAAGAUGUAUCAGUUCAGCAUCGUUGAAACUGCCCCCGUGGGCACUGCCAUCGGGAGGGUGAAGGCAGAGGACUCCGACGUCGGGGAGAACACAGACAUGACGUAUCAGGUGAAGGAUGAGGAAGGGGUGGAGAUGUUCAAGGUCACCACAGACAGCAAUACCCAAGAGGCUGUCAUCAUGGUACAGAAGCCUCUCGACUACGAGUCAAAAAAAGUGCACACUGUUGUGGUGGAGGCACUCAACAAGUUUGUGGACCCGCGGUUUGUGGACCUGGGGACCUUCCGGGACCAGACCAUUGUGCGAGUCUCGGUGCUGGACGUCGACGAGCCCCCCGAGUUCCGGCCCCCCUCCAACCUGAUGGAGGUGCUGGAGGACGCGCACGUUGGCUCUAUCGUGGGGGUGGUCCACGCCCUGGACCCGGAUACAGCGCAGCCUGCUCUCAGGUACGCCAUUGACCGCAGCACAGAUGCAGAGAGGAUCUUUGACAUCGAUGCCAACACAGGUGCCAUCGUGACAGGAAAGGUCCUGGACCGGGAGACAGCAGGGUGGCACAACAUCACUGUCCUGGCUAUGGAAGCAGAUAAUCACUCGCAGGUGUCGAGAGCCUCUCUCCGCAUCCGCAUCCUGGACGUGAAUGACAAUCCGCCCGAGCUCGCCACCCCUUAUGAAGCUGCCGUGUGCGAGGAUGCCAAGCCAGGCCAGCUGAUCCAGACAAUCAGCGUUGUGGACCGUGAUGAGCCUCAGAGCGGCCAUCGCUUCUACUUCACACUGGCACCUGAAGCCACCACCAACCACCAUUUUUCUCUGCUGGAUAUUAAGGACAACACGGCUGCAGUGCACACGCAAAGGAUGGGCUUCAAUCGCCAGGAGCAGGAUGUGUACUUGCUCCCCAUUUUGGUGGUGGACAGCGGCCCCCCGGCCCUCAGCAGCACGGGGACUCUGACCAUCCGCAUCUGCAGCUGUGACAGCAAUGGGGCCAUCCAGUCCUGCAACAGCACAGCCUACGUCGUCUCAGCAACGCUGAGCCCUGGCGCCCUCAUCGCGCUGCUGGUGUGCAUCCUCAUCCUGGUCGUGCUGGUCCUUCUGAUCCUCACACUGAAGCGACACCACAAAAGCCACCUGACAUCUGAGGAUGAUGAGGACAUGAGGGACAAUGUCAUCAAAUACAACGACGAAGGGGGUGGCGAGCAGGACACAGAGGCCUAUGACAUGUCAGCCCUGCGCAGCCUCUAUGACUUCAGCGAGAUCAAAGGCGGCGAUGGAGGCGGGGGGCCGGGAGAGGGGGGCCCCAGCGGAAACCCGGCCUCUGAGCUCCACGCCCUCCCGCAGUGGGUGCAGAGCCCAGACCUGGACUUCUCCGUGUUCAGGGACUAUAUCUGCAAGAAGGUGGAGCAGGCGGACGAGGACCUCUCCGUGCCGCCGUACGACUCGUUCCAGACCUACGCCUUCGAGGGCUUGGACUCCCCCAUGCCCUCCCUGAGCUCCAUCAACACCUGGUCCAGCGGCUCAGAGCAGGACUUCUCCUACCUGGGGGCCUGGGGGCCGCGUUUCCAGCAGCUGGCAGCGCUCUACGCUGGGCGCAGGGGCGAGGAGGACAGCGAGGAGUCCUAGCCGUCCCGCCACCCCCCCGCGAGGCUCCCGGUGCCUCCUGGACCAGGCUUCUGUGCCGCACGGGGACAGCAUGCGCCUCCAGCCGGGCUCCAUGGCUGCCAGAGCGGGUCUGCACCGCGGGGCCGGGGAGCACCGGGCUCCUUGGCGGCUGCCUCCCAUCCAGGGCACCCCUGCACCCGCACAGCCAGGCUGGAGUGCCCAAAGGAGCCCCCGCCGCCAUCCUCAUCUCCUUAGUACCAGUCUCCAUUAAAGUACUACGCAUUAAUUUAAGGAAGAGAAAACCUAAUUCAAGAGAGCUUGGAGGGGGUUCUCCCCCACAAAUUAUCAUUUAAAUAGAUCCGUUCAGUGAGCCCAGUUCAGGAGAGGAAGAGCAAACCAGGAGCCUUUUGUUGUCUGAACUGGUUUAGUCACUCGAGUCAGAGCAUUUGAAGUGCUUUGAUUUCUUUAGGAGCUUUCCUUGCAGAGGGAAAUAAGCUUUUAACUUCUGUUCAGCUUUCCCCCUCCCUUUAGGUUCACUCGCUUUUUGGAGUCCUCCUUCUCCCUGCACAGGGGCUCCUCUGCAUCGCCCGGCUGCUGGCACAGUGCCGGGGGGAGCGUGCUGCGCUGGGGAUGCGUGCGCUGGAUGCGGGCUCCAAGGUCGUGUCCUGCGCAGAGCAGCAGCCGCGCUAGGGUUCAAGCACGCUUCGCCUCCACGCUGCAGUCACUGCGCCUCUCAGUUCUCAGCCCUUUCUCACGGUUAUCAGAGAUGCUUGGGAUUUGGAGGGCCUCUCCCUCCCUGCACAGCAGGCGCUGGCUGUGAGGUCCUGGUGUGCCCCACGGCUCCAGUGAUGGAUGGGGACAUCCCGCCCGCUGCUGAGGCCGUGGUGCUGUGGCUG